This is a messenger RNA of Aureococcus anophagefferens, 948 nucleotides long. RefSeq lists its product as hypothetical. Gene Ontology annotation, cellular component: TORC1 complex; TORC2 complex. Gene Ontology annotation, molecular function: protein binding. The record is from RefSeq and is a predicted model, not a curated record. NCBI's taxonomy places the organism in Eukaryota, Pelagophyceae, Pelagomonadales, Pelagomonadaceae. The transcript is spliced from 5 exons. Bases 1 to 948 code for a protein of 315 amino acids. Gene Ontology annotation, biological process: TOR signaling; regulation of actin cytoskeleton organization.
AUGGCUGCCGUUGUCUUGGCAACGGCGGGCUAUGACCACAAAAUUCGAUUCUGGGAGGCAUCCUCACGCGUUUGCACAAGAAUCGUUCGUUAUCCAGACUCGCAAGUCAACUGCUUAGCCAUCUCGCAAGAUAAACUUUAUAUGGCUGCUGGUGGGCAUCCACAUGUUCGUAUUUUUGACGUUGCAAACCCUUCGAAUUCAUCGCCAAUUGCUGAAUUCUCACAUUGCGGGAAUGUGACAGCGGUUGGCUUUCAGCAUGACAGAAGUUGGAUGUUCUCGGGAUCAGAGGACGGUACAGUGAAGAUCUGGGAUCUGCGGGCACCACCGCGAUGCCAGCGGACUUACGAGAUGUUGGGUGCAGACGGCCGACCAUCUGCCUGUACGUCAGUAACUUUACAUCCGAGACAGAGUGAACUGGUCACGGGUGACCAUGCGGGACUUGUCCGCGUGUGGGAUCUUGCUGCAGACAAAUGUUCCGCCGAAUUAAGACCAACUGACGGGGAGUUGUCACCUAUCCGAUCAGUUGCUAUCGCUUCUGAUGGAAGCAGUCUCGUUGCGGGCACAAAUGACGCGAAUUUGUAUGCGUGGAGGCCGUCUGGAUCCAAGCACUUUGAGCUUGAGCAUGCAGCGCACGAAGAUGGUUCAGGGCAUACGUGUAUUUUAAAGUGCUCGAUAUCACCAGAUGCGCAACUUCUGGUCACCACAUCCUCUGACAAGACGGCCAAAGUUUGGUCGAUUGCCCGUGGUUGGACCCUGGAGAAGACACUAGCCCAGCAUCAACGUUGGGUUUGGGACGCCUCCUUUUCCGCCGACUCGGCUUAUCUUGUGACUGCAUCCUCUGAUCACUCGGCGCGCCUUUGGGACCUUCAGUCGGGCGCAGCGAUUCGCUACUACUCUGGACACUCCCUUGCUGUGACAUGCUGCGCUCUCAAUGACUCCUCGACGUAG